Epinephelus lanceolatus (giant grouper) is the source of this 756-nucleotide messenger RNA. It is a transcript of the gene pvalb5, whose product is annotated as parvalbumin 5. Lineage: Eukaryota; Metazoa; Chordata; Actinopteri; Perciformes; Serranidae. Gene Ontology annotation, cellular component: cytoplasm. Gene Ontology annotation, molecular function: calcium ion binding. The record is from RefSeq and is a predicted model, not a curated record.
AAUCUCCCUGGGUUUGAGGACAGAUACGUCAGGUUGCUUCUUGCACUCUGGAUCACGAAGCUGCAAGAGAGUGUUGGUGGCUUUUAAGCACAAAGCAAGAGAAGCAGAGAUCUGCGCAUCACAGGCAACAGACAGUGCAAACCUCACCCGAAGCACGGCAGCUACAGAGGACCAUGGCAUUUACAGGGAUGCUGAGCGACGAGGACAUCAAGGCUGCGGUCCAGGCUUGUCAAGCUCCAGGCACAUUUGACUUCAAGUCGUUCUUUGCACAAGUGGGACUGACCGGCUCAUCUGAGGCAGAUGGAAGAAAAGUGUUUACCGUCCUGGACCAAGACAAGAGUGGAUACAUUGAAGAGGAGGAGCUCAAACGGUUCCUUCAGAAUUUCUUUCCGGAGGCGAGGGAGCUGACUGUGGCUGAGACCAAGGCUCUGAUGGCUGCAGGUGAUAAGGAUGGUGAUGGCAAGAUUGGGAUGGAAGAGUUCUGUGAUAUCCUGAAAUAAAGAGAAGAAGCAUCUUUGACCAUGACUGUCUUUCCCUAUUUUAAGAUAAAGGAUUUCUUAGGGGAAUCCUGGUUUUCCAGAUUGUUUGAUGCAAAGACCAGAAACCUUGGAUAUUCUCUACCUGCCUGCUGCUCUCCCUGUUGAUGUGAUACAGUAAUGCGUAAGAUGUUUGGUGGACAUAAGCUGGAAAUUAGUUGUGUGUGUUUAAUCAAAUGGGUACCUGGAAUGGGUUAAUAAAUGUGUUGGAGAUGGGCUA